This is a messenger RNA of Sordaria macrospora k-hell, 792 nucleotides long. Lineage: Eukaryota; Fungi; Ascomycota; Sordariomycetes; Sordariales; Sordariaceae. The record is from RefSeq and is a predicted model, not a curated record.
AUGUUCCUCAUCGGCCCAUCCAAAAAAGAAUACCAUCUCCCCAAAGCGCUAGUCACCAGCCUAACCAACGAUAACACGCUGGAAGACAUGUUUUCCAACCAAUGGGUGAUCGACUGGACUUACCUCGUGGACGAAGACCUGUUCAACCUGUUUGUGCAGUACGCCUACACGGGCGAUUACAAGCUGCCGGACCCAAGGAUGAUGGAAGACGAAGUCAUUCACGCACACCAAGUCUAUGACGAAGCCAGGAAGAAGCACAGCCCACAAGACUACUGGCUGUACGAGAACAACCCCCACGUGCAGAGGCCGACGCCUUCAUCAGUGUUGCGAUGCCACGCUCUGGUGUGGAACUUUGCCAGGCGCUGCCACAUUGCGGGCCUCGAGGCCGUCUCUCUGAAAAAGCUGCGGGAAGCGUUGGCGGGCUAUAUCCGGGUUUCCAAAUCGAGCGACUAUUUCGGCAUGGAAGAAGCCAUGUUCGACCAGGUGGUCGACGUGGUUGGCUAUGUCUAUCACCAGGGCCGCCAAUACUGGGGCGCUGCUGACGUCAAGCACGAGACACCUUUGGCGAAGUCGAACUCGAUGAGGUUGACGGUGGCGUGGUUUGCGCGCAAAUAUCUCUGCAAUAGAGGCUUGACUGCUGUGGGAGCCCAGUUGGUUGGGGACGUCCACGACAAGAACUUGAAGACGUGGGCGAAAUUUCUGAGAGCUGUGCCGUUGGUUGCCCUUGACAUUGCUCUUUGUGACGCGAAGAAAGUGCCGUGGACGGAAAUAAAGAAGGAAGAGGAGGAUUGA